AUGCGCCGAGUCCAGGUAGACAAGCGUCCCAACGCAACUCGGCUGGUGCAGAGCCAAGGCCUCGUUUACUCAAAAAGCCCGGCCCCAGGAGACACGUCGGACCCGUACUGGCCGGACGACCGAUACUACUCCUUCACGACCGACGAGAUUGCGCUGCUCGAAAAGGCCGGUCAAGAGGUCUUCGACAUGUGCUGCGAAGCGGCCGAGUACCUUGUUGAGCACCCGGAUAUCAUCACGAGCAAGAUGGCGAUUCCGGCCUUUGCGCUCAAGCAAAUCAUCGAGUCGUGGAAUCGCGAGCCCGCCUGGGGCAGUGUCUACGGCCGCUUCGACGUCUGCUUUGGCGGCCUGGACCAUCCCGACCCGCGUCUGCGGGUGCCCAAGUUCUACGAGUUCAAUGCCGAUACGCCCACGUCGCUUGUGGAGGCCGCGUCGAUCCAGUGGCUCUGGCUCGAACAGACGGGUCACGGCAACGACCAGCUCAACUCCAUCACCGAGCGGCUCAUCGAGGCCUGGAAGCGGAAUCUGACCCUGAUCGAGCAGCAGCUGGGCCACCGUGUCAAGGUUCACUUCGCCGUGGCAAGGGGAGAGCCGACGGGAGAGGAUGCCAUGAACACGACGCUGCUGAUGGACACGUGCCAACAGGCCGGAUGGCGGACCAAGACCAUGUUCAUGGACCAGAUCGCCCUGUCCCGGAAGGACGGACGCUUCUAUGACCAGGAGGGCGAACACAUCGAUGUCAUCUUCAAGCUCUACCCGUGGGAGUACAUGGUGGAGCAGAAGUUUGGCGAGGCGUGCUUCAAGGACAUGGAAAACAUCGGGGGCACGGUGUGGAUCGAGGCGCCGUACAAGAUGCUGUGGAGCAACAAGGCCCUCUUCGCGAUCCUGUGGAAGCUUUUCAAGGAUGACCCGCGAUCCCAAUGGCUGCUGCCGACGUAUUUCGAGGACGAGGCACCCGCGUCACUAACCAAGUUCGCCCGAAAGCCCAUCUUUGCGCGCGAGGGAGCCGAUGUUGUCCUGCAGGCGGACGGCCGGGUCAUCCAGGAUGCGACAACGGGCGACUACGGCAAGGAAGGGUACAUUGUCCAGGAGCUUGCGUUGCUGCCGGAGUUCAAGGACGAGCGAGGCGUCUCGUACUAUCCGGUCCUGGGCCUGUGGCUCGUGGACGGCGACGUUGCCGGCAUGGGCAUCCGGGAGGACAAGACGCCCAUCACGACGAACGGCUCCAUGUUCAUUCCGCAUUCUAUCUCCGAUGGACCGGUGAACUACGAGAGGCAGCCGGUUCCGAGUCUCGAGGAAAUCGAGGCGUCGUUGGCGGUGGAGCAUUAUACGGAUGUCGAUGAGGGGUCGCGAGGCGUCCUGAAUUACAUAGAGAGCAUUGCCAGCGCGGUCGCAUAA
Molecule: messenger RNA, 1395 nt
Organism: Chaetomium strumarium
Lineage: Eukaryota; Fungi; Ascomycota; Sordariomycetes; Sordariales; Chaetomiaceae
Product: glutathionylspermidine synthase
Exons: 1
Coding region: 1-1395 (464 amino acids)
Source: RefSeq, a predicted model, not a curated record